Fusarium musae is the source of this 507-nucleotide messenger RNA. RefSeq lists its product as uncharacterized. The record is from RefSeq and is a predicted model, not a curated record. The coding region runs from base 1 to 507 and encodes 168 amino acids. The transcript is spliced from 2 exons. NCBI's taxonomy places the organism in Eukaryota, Fungi, Ascomycota, Sordariomycetes, Hypocreales, Nectriaceae.
AUGAAAUUCUUCACCCUUCUCGGUUUUGUGUCUCUGACUCUGGCGCUUGCCACCAAGCCAAUUGAACGUGAUGCCAAGCAAGACACCAAACAUGCUUCUAUUGGAGAUGUCAAAUACGAAAAGAUUGACAGUGCAGACGUUGGAUCAAUCAAAGUUGCUGGGGCAGAUGUCCAGGAACGAGGUGUCGUGAGCCUUGAGAAGCGUCUUGAUGGCAUUCGUGUUCCCUAUGGCGUUGCAGAUCCUCAACCCCUGCUCCUGGCUGGAGUCACCGUCUCAUUCAUCAUGGUCGGAAAAUGGGUGAGGCAAGGGGGUCAUAAUGUGUACACUUACGUCUGCAACGGUCUUAAAUUCUCGAACCCUACUUCCCGGAACAAGGUCAUCACUGUGGUCGCUAAUGGAGUCGCUCUUAUGAGAAACCAGCCAGUCCCGUCUCAUUUGGCCGCCCAGAUUGGUGCGCCCUCAGAGGGGUAUGGUAACGCAAUUGAUAUCACAAUUGGAAACUCCUAA